Acanthochromis polyacanthus (spiny chromis) is the source of this 4036-nucleotide messenger RNA. It is a transcript of the gene ca4c, whose product is annotated as carbonic anhydrase IV c. The record is from RefSeq and is a predicted model, not a curated record. Gene Ontology annotation, molecular function: zinc ion binding; carbonate dehydratase activity. Gene Ontology annotation, cellular component: plasma membrane. Lineage: Eukaryota; Metazoa; Chordata; Actinopteri; Pomacentridae. The transcript has 8 exons. Bases 1500 to 2426 code for a protein of 308 amino acids.
CCAAAGUGCUACGUACUGUGAACCAAAGGUUUUCAAGCUCAAAUUUUAUAUAAUCCCUGUUGCACCAGGCGAACCGUUCAGAAACAGAUUUAUUUACUUUCUAGAGCGGCUUCUGCUAACAUCUAAAAUGUCUUGGCUUGUAAAACACACCAAAUGUUCUGAUGUUGGCUGCAAAAGUGAACACAAGAGUCGUCAUGCACUUCCAGCAACUGAGGAACUGAAGUCCCUGUGAAUCAGUGUUUUUUUGUUUUUAUUUGUUUUAGUUUUUUUCCUUUGGAUGGCAAUGUCCCCACAACACUUGUAUGUUACCUGUAUAAUGUUAGCUCAUUGUACAGGUAAUGUAUCUAACACUAGCAUUAGCUUUGAUCAGGGGCGGAUCGAGAGAAAAAUUAAUAGGGUGGCAGAUGCAUUUUAGGGGGUGGCAUACGUGGCAUACACACAUAUAUGUGUGUAUGUAUAGACUGGCAGCCAGCAGGUGGUGUCAAAUUAAGAAUGUUAAAGAAGUAAAUAUUUGUAUUUGUCAGCCAAUCCUAAAUAUGAGUUGUUCUUAUUAGCUGUCAAUUACAAUAAUGAAAUAAAGCCGCCCUUAUACAAUUCUCACUCACAACAGACGUUUUCACAGCAGUUUGACUGAAAAACAGUGCAGAAAGUGUAACUAAUAAUCACACUAAUGAUGCCUCAGUCCUAGAGAGUCAAUUCAGUGAGCUAAAAUGCGAAACAUGGUCUGAUAAUCAGAACGAACAGAUAUUUUCAGAGCAGAUAUUUUGAGUUGUCAUAGCAGGGAAAGAACAAGGUGAGCUGAAAACAUUCAUAGUGGCAGUACUCAAAAUAACAGAACAUGGUCUAAAUGGAAUCAUUGAAGGUGCUUUUCUAGAAUAGAAUAGAAUAGAAUAGAAUAGAAUAGUUUUAUUGUCAUCAUAAAUAGGUGCAUGACGAAAAUAUAAAUAGCUGCCACUGGACGGUGCAUUGAUAACGAGCUAAAUUAACAACAAUGAAUAAUAAAAUCAAAUGUGCAUAUAAAACGACUAUAUUAAGAAUUACAACAUGUGCUAAAAAGGCAAGAUGUACUCAAUACUGUGUGGGAGGUAAAUGAAAUCAAAUAAAAAAACAGUCAUACAGAACAAAUAUGGUCAGGAGAUUGUAUGACCAUGACAAAUUACAAUACCAAAUGUAAAAAAAAAAUCUUCAACUGUAUUUAUUUUGUCACUUUUGAGUGAGGGUUUAUGCUGUGCACUCACAGCAUUCACUGAACGGUGAUUAAAUGGAAAAACACUGAACUGAUUUUGCCACCAGGUGUCCGUCUUUCCUCUUUUGAAGACCUGACAUCUAAGGAUAUUUUCUCAAAGUCACUUUUUUCCUCUGUCUUCCUGAGACUAACACACCUUUUGUCGUACUCACGACCGUCUCCCUCCCACCUUCAAACGCUGCUGCGAGUCAGCAUGUGAAGCAGCUGAAAUUCAGUGUGUGAGGAGCUUCUCUGGUGUCUGCUGGUCCUGAUCAUGGAGUUUUCUCUCUACCUCCUGACUCUGCUGCUUCUCUUUUCUCAGUGCACAGCUCAGUGGUGUUACCAGAGCCAGUACUCCUGUGAUGACACAUGCAGAGAUCCCAGCCACUGGGCAGCUCAGUUUCCCAGCUGUGGAGGAUUACGUCAGUCACCUAUUAACAUCGUCACCAGCAAAGUGCACGUCAACAGCGCCCUGCCACCCUUCGACUUCAUCGGUCACACCAACGCCAUCAACAUUACAGUGGAAAACAAAGGACACUCUGCUCACUUUGCUCUGCCUCAGUCGGUCCGGCUGACCGGAGGAGCUCUGCCGGGUCACUACAGAGCCGCCCAGUUCCACUUCCACUGGGGAGGAAACGGGAGACCAGGAUCAGAGCACACCAUUGAUGGAGAGAGAUUUCCUAUGGAGCUGCACAUCGUCCACAUCAAGGAGCCUUACGGUUCUCUGGCUGAGGCAGAACAUGACCUGGCAGGAAUAGCUCUGCUGGCCUUCCUGUUUGAGGAAACAACAGACGAUCAUCCUCAGCUGGAUGCAGUAAUAGCAGCGCUGGGCCGAGUGCAAAACAACGGGAGCAGGACAGUGGUCCCAAACUUUCGACUCAGUGACAUCAUUCCAGCUGCAAAGGAGCUUCACAGUUAUUACCGCUACGUGGGCUCCAUGACCACUCCAGGAUGUGAGCAGGCGGUUGCAUGGACGGUGUUUCACAGGACGCUGUCCAUCAGCAGUCGACAGCUGGAUGCAAUAGUUAAACAGUGUCGAUUUUGGACCGGACAGCCCAUGACCGACAUCUUCAGACCCACACAGCCUCUGGAUGGCAGAGUUGUUUACUGCUCCAAAGCAGCUACAGCUCUGCCGAGUGUCAGCCUCUUAUGGUUUGGUGUUUUCUCAGCUGUGCUCGGAACAACAGGUCUGAUUCACUGACUCAGUUCAUGACAAAACUGAAUUUAUGCAACAGAAGCUCCUGUAUGUUUAAAGGCGACUUCUAUAAACCGUAGCACGUUUGCAGAAGCGUCCCAGUGGGAAACUAUUUUCUGAGUUACCUUUGAUCGUAUCAGUUCACUGCACAAACACAACCUCUGCAUAUCGUUAAUGUUACAUCCAAUUAAGAUUAAUGUGUUACAGCCACAAUUACGUCGGCCCAUCAGUGGUCAUAAUUACAGGAACAGCUGCCUCAAACAACUUCAGCAGCAGUCAGUGAGAGCAGCUCUGCAUUUUUUCUAAUUACAGAGAUACUGAUCUAUUGCACAACAUAAAACAGUACAUUAGAUACAGCUCAGAUUCCCUCUGUCGAUCAGAGGAAAUGAAAAAACUGACAAGGAAUGCAAAGCUAGUUCAGAAAGACAUUCCACUGUUACCCUGAAAGGCCUCAAUAUGUUUGCAUCGGUACAUUAUUUACACAUAAUAACUCAGAUUCUACAUGUAUUUAAAAUGACCAAUUUAUCACAAGUUAACUGAAACUGUGAUGAUGCAUCUACUGACUUUUGUGAGGCCCUCUAGCACACCACAUGGUUCAUACUGGUUAUUUGGAGUGAAAUGUCUCCACAACUAUUAGAUGGUUUUCCAUUACAUUUGUUUCAGACAUUUAGAUUCCUCUGCAGAAGAACUGUAAUAACUUUUCUGACCUUUUUACUUCAAAUUUAGCACCGUCUCCAGGUCAAAAAUACCAGCUGGUCCAUUGACUUUCUCAUCAGUUUGAGCUGUACCCUGUGUUUAGUGCUAAUCAGCAUACUAACAUGUUGCGAUGUUGAACAUGGUGACAUUAUUCUUGCUAAAUAUCAGUACAUUAACUUUCUUAUUACAUGCUGAUGUUAGCAUUUAGCACUAGGAGCCAGAAUUUAGCCGCACACAGCUGUAAACACAGCUGUAGAUUCAUAUCUUGUUGCUCCAACACUGACUCUUAUCAUUUCUGAAUUAAAAUUACUUUCUGCAGCCUGUUAGGAGUAGACAUCUUUACCUCAACAAGCCUUCAUGUCAAUUUUCCUUAUUUUUGUUCUCAUUAGGGAUCAAUAUUUUACUUUCAUACAUUACUGCUUUAUAUUAACUCUGAUCUGCUUUGUCUUAGAUGUAAGAAACCACUUGGGAUGAAUAAAAAUGUAGUUUUGGGGGUUUAGAAUAAGCUUUUCUUUUCUUUUAACCAGCUGGGGGUUCUACUAUGUCUUUACUUGAUAUGUAUAUUGUUCUUUGUGCUGGCCAGACGACUAAGUUAAGUUUUGGGUAACUACAGCAUGCCCUAAAUGUACUGUACAUUUGUUUAUUUGUGGAAAACCAAAUGGGUUCUAAACAUACGUAACACAAUGUAACAACUUCUUCUCUAUUCAUACUAACAAUAUGAUCCUCGUUAAUUGUUUAACACAUUGAUUUGUAUAUAUUCUACAUGUAUGGAAUUAAAACAAAACUAAAAAUUAACAUUAAAUAGACGGUACAAACCAUAUGGAUUUAUCUGAACCCUUGUAGGAUUAUGAUAUUAUUUUGAGUUAGGAAUGCUCCGAUUUGGUUUUUUAUGGAUCGUACCAUUAUAAUUUGAAACAUGA